Messenger RNA from Papaver somniferum (opium poppy), 4995 nucleotides. RefSeq lists its product as uncharacterized. The coding region runs from base 391 to 2196 and encodes 601 amino acids. The record is from RefSeq and is a predicted model, not a curated record. NCBI's taxonomy places the organism in Eukaryota, Viridiplantae, Streptophyta, Magnoliopsida, Ranunculales, Papaveraceae. Gene Ontology annotation, molecular function: protein binding. The transcript has 5 exons.
UCGUAUGCCGAUUCCAAAUCCAAUUUCAAUUUCAGUGUGUUUUAGAUUUAGGGUUCACUGAAAAUUCUUUCCAAAUCCCAAUUCCAAUUUCAGUGUGUUUUAGAUUUAGGAUUCACUGAAAAUUGAAAUGUUUGACGCAAACUGAUUCCUUUUUUAAAUUAGGGUCUCUCAGGAAAGAAUAUAAACCAAGUGAUUUGGGGGAAAUUUCCUUACUUUAGCUGGUUUUCAAAUCCAGGGUAAUCUCAUGUUAAUCAAUUUCAAUCCUUUUUUCAUUUAUUAUGUUUUUGUAUCAAUUUAUUUUCCAUGUUGAGCUGUAUUAAGAAUAAUCUUUAGUUAUAUCCAAUGUAGGAAGCAACUAGCAGGUAGCUCCAUUAUUAUUUAUUUUAAGUUAUGAUGACGAUGAGCAUACAACCCCACCGUCUUGGUUGCGGUGAUGAUAUUACCACCAAUACUAUGACAGUGAUGGAGAAGAAGAAAAGAGCAUAUAGAAGAAAUGAUUGUGGGGAUACAAACACGUCAACUGUGAAAAGAGCUUAUAGAAGAGAUACAAAUACGUCAACUGUGAUGGUGAAGGAGAAAAGAGUGUAUGGAAGAAAAGAUUGCGGUGACACAAAUACGUCAACUGUGAUGGAAAAGGACAAGGAAAAGAAAUGUGCUUAUAGAAGAAAAGAUUGGGGUGACACAAAUACGUCGACUGUGAUGGAAAAGGAAAAGAAAACUGCAUAUAGAAGAAAAGAUUGGGGUGACACAAAUACUCCAACUUUGAUGGUGAAGGAGAAGAAAAGUGCAUAUAGAAGAAAAGAUUGUGGUGAUAUGAAUACAUCAACAGAGAAAGAGAAAAGAGCAUAUAGAAGAAAAGAUUGUGGUGAGUCUAUUACUCCAGCUGUGAUGGUGAAGGAGAGGAAAAGUGCAUAUAGAACAAAAGAUUGUGGUGAUACAAAUAUGUCAACGGAGAAGGAGAAAAGUGCAUAUAGAACAAAAGAUUGUGGUGAUACGAAUAUGUCAACAGAGAAGGAGAAAAGAGCGUAUAGAAGAAAAGAUUGUGGUGAUACGAUUACUUCAACUGUAAUAGUGAAGGAGAAAAGAAUAGAUGGAAGAAAAGAUUGUGGUGACACAAAUACGUCAAUUGCGAAGGAAAAGGAGAAAAGAGUGUAUGGAAGAAAAGAUUGUGCAGACACAAACACGUCAACUGUGAUGGAGAAGGAGAAGAAAAGUGCAUAUGGAAGAAAAGAUUGUGGUUACACAAAAACGUCAUUUGUGGUGGUGAAGAAGAAGAAAAGUGCAUAUAGAAGAAAAGAUUGUGGUGACACAAAAACGUCAACUGUGAUGGUGAAGGAGAAGAAAAGUGCAUAUGGAAGAAAAGAUUGUAGUGACACAAAAACGUCAACUGUGAUGGUGAAGGAGAAGAAAAGUGCAUAUAGAAGAAAAGAUUGUGGUGGUACAAAUACUCCAACUAUGAUGGAGAAGAAAAGUGCAUAUAGAGGAAAGAACUACCUUCCUCAUGAUUUAAUUAUGGAAGAAAUAUUAACCAAGCUUCCAGUCCGGACACUGCUAAAGUCUGUUCUGGUAUCCAAACUCUGGUAUAACUCCAUUCAUAAUGAUAAUAAACACUUAACUUAUUCUCAUUUCCUUCAAUCACAGAAAAAGCCCGAUGUUAUCCUUAGUCUUCUAAAUGUUAAGGAUGAUGGGGUUGUUAAGAAGACGGGUGAGCCGGCUAGGUAUGGGUGUCACUUCUUCAAAUUUACUCCUGGAAUUUACUCUGAUGAUGAUGAAAAUGCUCUGGAGUUUGACAAGUUUCGAGGUGGUCUUGUUGGUCAUGACAUAUGGGAACAGGUUGGUUACUGCCAUGGAUUGCCUUGUAUGGCUAUAGUGGGUAAUUACUCGACUGGUUACAUAAUUUUGGACGCAAACAGGAAAGACUUUAUGUAUAUCUAUCCAGCCAUUGAUGGUAAGUGCUGUGUCUCCAGUGCCUGCAUCAUCUGUCACGGAUUUGGGUUCGAUCCUUCAGCAAACGAGUACAAGUUGGUAAGCAUUUUUCGUACUAUGCAAAAGGAGCUUAACGUGGUGGUGUUUACAUUGGGAACUAAAUUAUGGAGAAAUGUCACUGCUACAAGCACUCCCAUAUCAUGGUUUGGCGGUCGUCUUAUUACAAAGAUAAGAGUGCCCACGUGCAGUAAUAAAUCAGCCGUCUUCUGACCCACUAGUAGUGGCAGUGGAUGUUUGGUUUGGAAGAUAAUAACAAGGGAGCUGGAUCUAACGAUAUUCAACAUGAAAAUAGUAACGCUGUUAAUAAUGAGAUGGAGAUGCUACUGUCGUUCAAUCUCAAUGAUGAGAAGUUGCAGUUCAUUCAACUACCAGCUAAAAGUGCAACCGUUGAGCAGAAAAAGAACUUACUUGUUGAUUAUCCUCAUCUUCUGGAGUUCAAGGGAUCUCCUUGUAUUGCAUGUACUGAGAAAAUAUCAGCGAAUGGAAGUGAUUAUCCUCAUCGUUGCCGUGAUGAUCAUCAGGGUAGUGGUAAUUGUUGCUGUUGCUGUAAAGUUCAUUUGUAUGUGUUGAAGGAUAAUGUCAAGCAAGUGUGGGUUAAGGAGGAGAGUUUUGAUGUUCGUAUAAAUUCUACUCCCGAGUGGUUAGUGCCACCUGGCACCAGAAUCCUGCUGUUUUUGCUUUGGCAGCACUACUACACCUCCUACUCGCAUUUGCAGUUUCUCAGAUCAGGUGUUGCUUUACUGGUUCAACGGAGAUUCUUUUCAAGUUUACAACUUGCGUUCUGAAAAACUUCAGCUUGUACUGCCUUUUAAACCUAGUAAAGUGGAUGUUCUCUUUCGAGCUAAGAUGAAAGAACCGCGGCGGAAAUUUAAUUCUGGUGAUGAUGAUAUUUAUUGCUCCAAUAUGGAUUAUCAGCUGCACUGUCAUGAAGAGAACUUACUCUCCCUGCAAACCUUCAUACCAGAGGGAGUGGCAGGAGUAGAUGCCGAUGUUCUCAAUGAAAUAGAUUUGAAGAGAGAAGACCGUCCAUGUUCAGCAUACAUGUGUAUCUACAGAGGCUCAAAAGUGUUUUAUCCUCUUCUUAAUUAGUACAGACCAACUAACUUAUCUUGGUAACUGUCAUCAGUUUGGUAGAUUAAUUUAUUAGUCAAAGUCUUCAUAAAUUCCUUUGAAGUCCGCUGAAUCCCGUAAUGUGUUCAAUGGAGAGUCAGUGAGCUCCAAACUACAUUUUCAUUUUAAAAGUGGUUCUUGAUGGUGCAAGCUUGUUUUGUAAAGCCAACUAUAUUUUUGCCCAAGACCUGUUGGUGAACUUUAUGCUGCUGCGGUAAAACUUCGCAAAGUUUAUAAGAGUUGCCGGAUACGGAGAAAUCUUGCAUAUACUGUGCAGUUGUGGUGUAAGAGCUUUGUGGAAAGUUGGACUUUGCUGCUCUCGAGCGGAGUUCAGUAAGUUUCUUCAAUGCUGAGAAACCAAAAAUAGCUUUUCCAGGAAGGGCAUGGGCAAAGGACAAGACCUUCCAAGGAUUAUACGGCUCUAUUGGCAGCAGCCAGGCAAAGCCAAAACCCAACUUGAAGUUGCAAGAAAGAAAGUGAAUUGCGGUGACCAGGGAUUGAAUAGGGAUGGACUUUGCAACCCAACUUGAAGUUGCAAGAAAGAAAGAAAGAAAGAAAGGAAGUGAUAUUUGCAACCCAACUUGACCAGGGAUUGAAUAGGGAUUCAUCACCACCACCUUCAUCAGCACCGUAACCAAAUGCAAUGCUAGAAUUGUAACCAGAAAUACAACUACAAUCAUAACAUACUCCACCAAUUUCAUCUCGUCGAGAUACUAUUCGAUCCCGCUCUGGUCCAACUAUAGGGCGGAUAACUUCGGGAGGAGGAAGACAACCUAUGCAAGUGGAUUGCCUCAAUGAGAUCACACCCUAGAGCAACUAUCAGUUCAGUUCAGAUCAGUUCGUGUGGAGGAUGAGAGUUUGGUUACUAAUCCAACAACGACAAGAAGUGCUGGUAGUUCAUCAGCGUCUCCUGUGCCAAAUUACAUUUUUGAUGCAAAUGCAAUUGAAGUUUCAAUCUCUGACAGAACUCCAAGUACUACUGCGCAGAUUUUGAUUUGAUGCUCCUGGUCAUUGUGACUUUUUUAGAAACAUGAUUACUGGUAUCUCUCAGGAUGAUUGUGCUGUCUUCAUUAUUGAUUCAACAACUGGAGGUUUUGACGCUGGUAUCUCAAAGGAUGGUCAGACUUGUGAGCAUGCUUUCUGGCUUUCACCCUAGGUGUCAAGCAGAUGAUCUGUUGUAAUAAGAUGGAGGCGACCUCCCCCCAAGUACGAUCAAACUGUGAUGGCGCCCACCACCCCCAGGAAUGUUGCUGAGAAGGAUCUCAAGCGUGGUUUUGUUGCCUCGAACUCCAAGGAUGACGCUGCCAGGGAAGCCACCUCCCAGGUUAUCAUAAUGAACCAUCCUGGUCAGAUUGGUAAUUAUGCUCCAGUUCUUGGCCUUCACACAUCUCUUGGAGAGGAACCCAAGUUCUCAGAGAAUAGUGAUGCUAGUAUUGUCAAGAUGCCCCAACCAAGCCCAUGGUUGUAGAGACCUUCUCUCAGUACCCACCUCUUGGACGUUUCGCUGUUAAGGACAUGAGGCAGACGGUGUUGGUGUCAUCAAGCAAGUUGAGAUGAAAUGAUGCAUCAGGAGCCAAGGUCACCAAGUCCGCUGCCCAGAAGAAAUGAAGUGAGAGUAGAGUGAUGGUGAUAAGAGGGUUUACAGGAGGGAUUUGUCUUUAUUUUUGGACUAGGAGUCAGUUUUGUUUUUGGUUUUCUUUGAUUAGGCACCAUUGCAGUCUUUUGUUUUGUUGCACAUCCAGAUGUAAACCUGGGUGCUUGACAGGCGGUGGCAAGUGGAAACAAGAGGUUGGGCUGUUUAGUUCCUUUAAAAACUUGCAUCGGGAUAUGGACGUUUCCUGUUCCUGUUCCUGUUCAUAACUGUUUUGCUUCCCUGGCAACAAGAGGUUGGCCUGUUUA